AUGAUUGGCACUCGCACUCUACAACUGGCCGAUCCUCUGGCCAAUGGUUUCGCCGUCAAUACGACAAUAAAAUGCGCCAAACCAAAUUUGCCGCAUUACGACAUGUGCAUGAGAAUAACAUGGUCACAUUGUGUUACAAUGCAAUUAUACUUCAUGACACCCAUAUUCAUGUAUAUUCUGUUCCGUAAUCGGAAAGUUGGCAUCAUGGCUAUAAUAAUUGGUAUUGUAAUGUUCUUGGUAACAAGCAUGUCCAUUAUGUAUGUCAACGGAUUCACUUUCGGACUCUAUGGCUGGUCCCGAACGUCUCCAUCAUUGUACAACAUGGUGCUUAUUAAACCAUUUGAGCAUGGUAUCGCUUAUAUGACUGGGAUGUUCAUGGGGUAUAUGUUCGCCGACAACCAAUACUUCGUGCGUUUACGCGCAUACCGUUUGUGGCCCAAAAUAAUCAUCUGGUCUUCGGUCACAAUGGCUUCGACUUACGCCCUGAAUGUCAUCGGACUUUCGGCUCUAUUCUCCGGCCAAUGGCUGCCGGCGUACGUCGCUAUCGAGAGGGCCUACACGUCGGUGUAUUGGGCACUAAUGGCCGCCUGGGCUAUAGUGACGGCCGCCGAGUAUAACCUGUGCCGUCGGGUGCUAUCGCACCGUUGGUGGCGACCCUUCCGCACAGCACAGCACUCGUCGUUUUUGUUUCACUGGUUUUUGUCAAACACAGUGUUCGGGUCAGUGGUGGGCGAUGUGUCCGGUCGUGCGCUCUAUGGAUAUCCCAUAAUAUGGGCAGUGAUUGCAUUGAAUUACGCGAUAAUGAUUGUCGUGUCGGCGGUGUUUGCGCUGCCGUUCGACCGUUUGGGCCGUUCGCUGACGGCCUAUGUGUUCGCCGGCGUCGGACAACGCUUGGGCCCAAAGCCAGCCACCGGUGCCCUUAAAGCCGAUUAAUUAUUGUGUAACUCUCAACGC
Messenger RNA from Medioppia subpectinata, 954 nucleotides. The record is from the annotation of a GenBank genome assembly. NCBI's taxonomy places the organism in Eukaryota, Metazoa, Arthropoda, Arachnida, Sarcoptiformes, Oppiidae.